Glossina fuscipes is the source of this 1487-nucleotide messenger RNA. RefSeq names its product protein gooseberry (gene gsb). Gene Ontology annotation, biological process: anatomical structure development; regulation of transcription by RNA polymerase II. The record is from RefSeq and is a predicted model, not a curated record. Lineage: Eukaryota; Metazoa; Arthropoda; Insecta; Diptera; Glossinidae. Gene Ontology annotation, molecular function: DNA-binding transcription factor activity, RNA polymerase II-specific; RNA polymerase II cis-regulatory region sequence-specific DNA binding. Bases 60 to 1487 code for a protein of 475 amino acids. The transcript has 2 exons.
AUUAUCAAGACCUUCUUCAAAUUGGUUUUCAUAAAACUUUACUACGAGAGCCUAGUAACAUGGUUGUUUCAACUUUAAGCAUGACCCCGUAUUUUGCCGGAUAUCCAUUUCAAGGACAAGGACGUAUCAAUCAAUUGGGUGGCGUGUUCAUAAAUGGUCGGCCUUUACCCAAUCAUACGCGGCGACAAAUUGUCCAAAUGGCAGCGAACGGUGUCCGUCCUUGUGUCAUUUCUCGAAAUCUACGGGUUUCGCACGGCUGUGUUUCCAAAAUUUUAAACCGCUAUCAAGAAACCGGUUCUAUUCGUCCUGGUGUGAUUGGAGGUAGUAAGCCACGCGUUGCAACUCCCGACAUAGAGGCUAAAAUCGAAGAGUUGAAACAAAGCAAUCCGGGAAUUUUCAGCUGGGAAAUACGGACUAAACUCAUAGAAGAGGGAGUAUGCGAUAAGAAUACCGCGCCCUCGGUUAGUUCUAUUUCUCGUUUGUUACGCGGCGGUACGCGCUCAGAUUCGGUAGGCAACGGUCACUCGAUAGACGGUAUACUUUCCGGUGUUUCCGGCGCAUCAGGAGACGACAGUGAUGAUGAUACGGAACCUGGUGUUCAAUUGAAACGUAAACAACGUCGUUCGCGUACUACUUUCAACAAUGAACAAAUCGAUGCCUUGGAAAGAGUAUUUGCUCGCACUCAAUAUCCUGAUGUUUAUACGCGUGAAGAGUUGGCUCAAACAACAGGCUUGACAGAGGCGCGUGUUCAAGUGUGGUUUUCAAAUAGGCGGGCACGUUUGCGCAAACAAUUGAACACUCAACAAGUGGGAACAUUUGGCUCGACAGUGGCCCAAUAUCCAUCGAUUGGACAUCAUCAACCGAUGAGUUUGUACCCUCAGUCUAAUAGCUGGGCAAGCGGUUUAACGGCGGCGCAACCCAACAAUAGCUAUGAGACUAACAACAACCCAAACGUUACCUAUGUCCACUCUUCAAACUCAGCAGCAUCAAUGUCACCAAAUAGUAGCAGCAGCACGGCAUCGUUAAGUCCCAGUCACACUAACCCUAAUAAUAACACCGCUUCCGGUUUGAUAACAAAUUCCCAACCAACUUAUCUCUCAUCGACCGGCUAUUCCCAAGCUACACUUGGCAAUCCGAACAAUAACACCUUCUCUUCGGCAAUUUAUGGCAUGUCUUCGUCGGCUGAUCAGUUGCGUUCUCAAUUUGCAUCGGCCGCCGCGGCAGGUUCUCAUCAUCACCAUCACCAUCAUCAUACGUCUCCUCUUCAAAGUGCUCAUCAUCAUCAUCACGCCUCGUCUUGGGAUUCGUACAACUUUGCCGCGAGCUCUUUUGGUUUCCCAUCAUCCGGUCCGACAAAUGUCAUGAAUUCUUAUCAUCCACAAACCGUAACAGAUAGCAAAAACUCUACUACUACGGCUGUUGCUGCGGCUGCUGCUGCUGCUGCCGCGUCUACUGGCACUGCAUCGUAUCCCUACUUUGGUUUUUAA